Molecule: messenger RNA, 2000 nt
Organism: Amoebophrya sp. A120
Lineage: Eukaryota; Dinophyceae; Syndiniales; Amoebophryaceae
Source: the annotation of a GenBank genome assembly
UCCCUGUCUGCGGUUCGAGGUUUUUCGUGGCGCGCGGGAGGCUCGGAAGCCCGGCGCGGCGGAGACGCAGCAGCACGAACUCCUCAUGUUCCACCAGGUGUUUGAAAACGAACAGGCCUGGCAAGACUUCCAGACCAAUUCCCAAGCCUGGAAAGACUACCAGACGGCAUUGGGGAGACAAGACUUCAAACAAAUUAUUGUCCAGGAAGAGAACAACGGAGACUCUUUUUUCGAAGGCUCGGAUUUUUUUCUCUACCGAAGCACUGCGGCAUUUGCCCGGGACGAAGUGAAACAGUGGCAAACAAAGGUGCGGGACAGCGAGGUGGUUUCAGACACUGGUGUGUUGGAGUUUCAAAUCGCGGUGCUGGAUCAUCAACAACCUUACGCCGGCACCGAACAAGACGAUCGUCUUAUUGCACUCAAAGCUGCAGCGGCGUCGUGCGUUGAGGCGCGAGUCAAAAUGGAAGACCUUCACGUCCCCGCACUGCAGGAAGCGUGCGCAGAUUCCGCCGGGUGUCUCUACUUCGACGCUUUUCGAAAUUACGUCGAGACCACCACACCUGCAGCAUCGCCCUCAGCAGGACGAGCGGCAGCUCCAGUAGUUUCCUUAUCUUCCACUCCAAAGUCGCAAUCGCUCCAGAACUACACCUACUCGCUGCAAUUCGCCUUCCAAGACGCGCUUGCGCGGACGACCUUCUAUGGCGUGCUCAACUGUUACAUUCUCAAAUGUUGCAUGGGUUUGUGAUGCAAGAAUGGCAAAAGUCAAAGCAGGGAGGUUGCACCUGUAGCGUCACAAUUUCCGCACAGAUUUAGGUGCUGUUUAGCCUUUCCAAAAUUUGUCAUGCGAAGUAGCUUCACCCUGUGAAUGUUGAUGCUCGUUUUGCAUUACAAAUCAUGUAACAGUUGAGAAUGUAACGUUUGAGAACGCCAUACCUUCCAGAGCGCAAUCGCGUUCACUUCCUACCAGAAAUUCGUCGACGAAACCUUUGCCGCACUACCCACCUAUCAAAUGUAAAAAUGUCUGGGUCUGGAAAAAUGCAACCUGUGAUGCUGCGUCUGCAUUAUCCAAAAAUCUCUAUUGCAUGAACAGCAAAAGGGGUCUGGUUUUGGCCACGGCGAGAGGGCAUUUCUCAUGCGGUAUAGGCACCAGAAAGCCCUCACAAGAUCUGUGAUGCUAGGGCAUGCAUCGCAGACAUCAGGAGUCACGCAGAAUGUGCAUGACAAACCUUGCAUCCUUCCAGACCCAGACACUUUUGCAUUUGAUACGACCUGCCUCAAGUUCCCAGCGGACGGGCCAACUCUCGGGAAAAUCGACCCGGUACCCAGGCGCGAAUUCGGGAUUUUGAAUUUACCGACACUGUUCAGCGUGACCAAUAAACUGCAGUUCAAGCCCGACGCGGACUACGACAAGCUGAGCGCGGCGAUAGAAGAUCUAACAAAAAACCUGUUCCCCGCGGUGCGGAAAGCUUGCGAGAAGGAAGUUCCGCCUUUUCCCCGCGGUGCGGAAAGCCUGCUGUGUGAACGCUACAACGUGUUUGAGAGACAAGUGGACGUUGUUUCUACGGGGGAAGGUAAGAGUACAACAUCAAGUCCUAUCAAGGCCGUGCAGUUUCUUACGCAGGAACUGUACCCCGACCGGUAUGCGUACACACAACUGAUGCUGCAAGACGACGCGCUGAAGCAAUUGCAAGCAGCCGUGGCACGGUACAAAGCUGAUGGCUUAGUGGAGGAGGAGUCCAUCAGUAAAACCGCAGAUCAAAGCAAUCUUCUCGCCCUGCAAGCCGGGGACUUCGCGCGACUAAACGGCCAAACCGACGCCGACCUGCGCAGCCAAAGCCCGCCCGUCGGCGGCCUGCAGACCGCACGGGCGCUGUUUGAUAAAACGACCGCACAGGACGUUGACCCCAAUGCUGCCACCUGGGGAAAGGUCGAAACUCUGCGGUUUACGGAUGACGCGGUGGAGAACCGGGCGGAUGAUGUGGCAGCAGCGGUGAAGGAGC